AUGCAGCAUCAAUCGGAAAAUUCCAAGAUAGUGUCGCAGAUUGAUAGUAAAAAAAUAAAAAACAUGAUGCACUACUAUAUGCAUGAUCGUUUGAAAUUCCAUGGAGAGAGAAAUGUAAUCGAUGCAAGCGGUGAACCUAAAUCAGGAUUCAUCUAUGGAAAUAAUUAUUGGUUGGGUAGCAGAAGCCAAUGCGAAGACGCAAAAAACGGGGAUCUCCUCGUAUUAUCAGAAAAGUUAAUACAAAACAAUUCGAGAUAUCGUAAUAUCAAGGAUGAAUUGCCACCUUUUGAAGUGAGAUUCUUCGUUGCUAAUUUUCGACAUAAUAGCACUUUACAAAACCACGUUGGAAUACCCAAGGAAGAUAUGAUAAUACUUGGUAUGUGCUUACCAUCAUCCUGUUCCAAGGAUCAACUUGCUAUUCUUUUAGAAAAYGUAUUCAGAAAGAGAAUUAUUUUUAAAGGCGAACUAUAUUCAGCUGAUUUUACGUUAGUUGAAGUAAGAGAUCUAAUCGAUGACCAUCGAUGGUUAUUAGGUGGAACAUUUAUAACAAUGAUGYUAAUAGUCGUACUCACAUUCCUUUUAAUAAUAAUAGGAACGGCCUACGAUGUCUUGAUAUACCAAAAACGUUUGAAGAAAAAUGACAAUUGUCCUCAAGACCGUGAAAAUGUUAAUUCUCUAACGAUAGAUGAACCUUAUACGCAAAACGAUAAUAACAAGGGUCAACUGAAAAUAUCAAAAUACUACAAAUUUGUUUGUAAAAUAUUACUAGCUUUUUCAGCAUAUUCGAACACGAAAAUUAUAUUUAAUAUGAAAUCUCAGAAUACUUCWUUAUUGGUUAUACACGGAUUAAAAUUUAUUACGAUGGUAUGGAUUAUUUUGAUACACUYAUUAAUUUWUGGGAAAGAUAAUAUUGAAAAUAGACAAUUGAUUUUGAGAAAAUCGGAGGAUUUAUUCGCACAAGUAAUGUUCAAUGGAACUUUAUCUGUUGAUACAUUUUUAUUUUUUGGUGGCUUUCUAGUCACUUACUUGUAUUUAAAGAGCGAUAUAGACAAGAGUGAACCGUUUAAUUAUUCUAUUAGGAUCAAAUUAUAUUUUCUCGUUGUCCUUAAAAGAUUUAUAAGAUUGACACCGACUUACUUAAUAUUAAUCGGAUUACAGCAAAUUAAUACAACGUGGUAUAGCAAAACCUCGGUGUUUUAUAUAACGGAAGCUUCACACGAAAAUUGUCCGAAAUAUUGGUGGAGAAAUAUUCUUUAUAUUCAAAAUUUGUUUAGUGUGAAAGAUAUGUGUAUGACUUGGAGUUGCGGUAGAACUGUGUGGGCAAUUGGAAUAGCAUGGAUAUUAAUAGCGUGUUGUACAAAUAAUGGAGGUAUAGUGAAUCGUAUUCUUUCGUGGAAGGUUUGGAUACCAUUAAGUAGGUUAACUUUCGGAGCUUAUUUAAUAAAUCCAAUUCUAAUAAUUUCUGUGAACUUAUACGGUGAAACUUCCGUUCAUUUUGAUUUUCUUACUAACUUAAUUUCAGGUGUGGGAUACGUAGUGGUAAGCUACAUCUGUGCUUACGUGGUAUCGUUGAUGUUCGAAAUGCCGUAUGUCUCCUUGAUGAAGGAAGGAAUGAGUAAUUUGAACAGGAGAAUAUGAUUCUUUUUUUUCAACUGUCGAUACUUUUGUUCUAUCAGUUACUAACGAUCACGAUGAAGAAAACAAAAUAAAUACAGUCACUCACAAAA
Molecule: messenger RNA, 1727 nt
Organism: Polistes canadensis
Lineage: Eukaryota; Metazoa; Arthropoda; Insecta; Hymenoptera; Vespidae
Product: nose resistant to fluoxetine protein 6-like
Exons: 11
Coding region: 1-1638 (545 amino acids)
Source: RefSeq, a predicted model, not a curated record